AUGGCAUCACUAGCCACCCAUUUCUCAGCCUUCGUGCUUCUCUCCCCGGUUGGCCUCCGCCGCCUGCUCUGCUCCUCCUCCCUUUACCUUAAAAACCCUUCACUUUUCCGCGCCAAAACUUGGUACUUCUCCGACCCUAAAUGGAAAAACAUCGAUCUCUACGCCCUCCUCAUCGCCCUCCCCAUCGCCUCCUUCUCCGAAAUCUUCAUCUUCCUCGCCUUCUCCGGCCACCCCACUUACCGCUUCGCCUUCUUCCAGCAGUCCGCCACCAUCUUCUUCUUCUGGCUUCUCCUCCUCCUCAUCAUCCUCCGUGAAAACCUAGACUACCCCAUGCACAUCGACCAGGCCUUUAUCUUCGUCUUGGCCGCAGUCACGUUCUUCGUUGAAUAUUCCGUCAUCGGUAAAGGUAUCUCCGGCUUGGGAGGAACCAUGUACGACAUGUUAGGUGUACUCACUCUUGCAUGCGCCUUUUCUUGCUUGUACUUGUCGUUCCGGCCUAGGUCGUUUUUCGCAGAGUUUUUCUUGUCGUCCGGUUUGGUUUUUAAGGGUACGUGGAUGUUGCAGCUAGGCUUGUCGUUGUACACUGACACGUUUGGGUUGAAAGGGUGUAAGAAGAUGGCUGUGUGGCCUAAGGAGUCUGAGAAUGCUGAGUUUAAGUGUGAUCUUGAGGAGGAUGGGUUGAGGGGUGUGGCUGUGAUGACGUUGUUGUUUAUAGGGCAUGCGAUUGGGAUAAUGAUGUCGAGCUUUGUGAUGUUUGGCUGGCUUGGAAGGAGCUUGAACUGUUGGUGCGGCGAGGCGAGUGGACCGUUGUUGCAAGAGCUGGAAUCGGAGCAGUGA
Molecule: messenger RNA, 837 nt
Organism: Fragaria vesca subsp. vesca
Lineage: Eukaryota; Viridiplantae; Streptophyta; Magnoliopsida; Rosales; Rosaceae
Exons: 1
Coding region: 1-837 (278 amino acids)
Source: RefSeq, a predicted model, not a curated record